Messenger RNA from Acomys russatus (golden spiny mouse), 4763 nucleotides. It is a transcript of the gene Plekha7, whose product is annotated as pleckstrin homology domain containing A7. Gene Ontology annotation, cellular component: pore complex; zonula adherens. NCBI's taxonomy places the organism in Eukaryota, Metazoa, Chordata, Mammalia, Rodentia, Muridae. The coding region runs from base 254 to 4114 and encodes 1286 amino acids. Gene Ontology annotation, molecular function: protein binding. The record is from RefSeq and is a predicted model, not a curated record. Gene Ontology annotation, biological process: pore complex assembly; zonula adherens maintenance; epithelial cell-cell adhesion. The transcript has 27 exons.
AAUGUGCCAGUCUGGGACGCUCCGUCCUGGCCGCCCGGCAGCACCUAGGGCGCCCUCUGGACUGCCAGGGGCUGGCGUCUGGCGCUGCGCGGCGCACUUGGCUCGGCGCUGAUGUCAAGUGGGUGUGGGCUCUUCGGAAAGGCCCUGGAGAGGACGAGAAGGGCGCAGGAUGCGCCGCGGGCGCGUGGAGGCCGGGGCACGUUCAUUGGCUCAAAGCUGUUGACCGGUGGUCCACUGGGGCCGGAGCGGGCGCAUGGAGCCUUGGCGCUGUCCUCCCCGGGAUGUGCACCCCGCCGCCCUGGGGUGCUGGGGAGAGCCGCGGGCAGCCUGCAGCCACAACCAGCAGACCACAACGUUCAGGCAUCCCGUGACUGGACAGUUUUCUUCAGAAAACAGUGAAUUCCUUCUCCAGGAGGAGCCACACUCAGACAUGUCGAAGCAAGAGAGAAACCAAAGACCGUCCAGCAUGGUCAGUGAGACAUCCACAGCUGGGACCACGUCCACCCUGGAGGCCAAGCCUGGACCCAAGAUCAUCAAAUCCAGCAGUAAAGUGCACAGCUUUGGGAAGAGGGACCAGGCCAUUCGGAGGAACCUCAAUGUUCCAGUGGUGGUGAGGGGCUGGCUACACAAGCAGGACAGCUCUGGGAUGCGGCUGUGGAAAAGACGGUGGUUCGUGCUCGCCGAUUACUGUUUGUUUUAUUAUAAAGACAGCCGAGAAGAAGCAGUUCUCGGGAGCAUCCCGCUGCCCAGCUAUGUCAUCUCUCCUGUGGCCCCUGAGGAUCGCAUAAGCCGCAAGUACUCCUUUAAGGCCGUGCACACAGGGAUGAGGGCGCUCAUCUACAGCGCCACCGCUGUGGCCUCUCAGGCUGAGCACUCAGGCAUGAGGACCUACUACUUCAGUGCUGACACCCUGGAGGACAUGAACGCUUGGGUCAGGGCCAUGAACCAGGCUGCACAGGUGCUGUCUCGAUCGUCACUGAAGAGGGACAUGGACAAAGUGGAGCGUCGGGCCAUGCCACAGGCCAACCACACCGAGGCCUGUCAAGAAUGUGGCCACGUGGGACCUGGGCACUCCAGAGAUUGUCCUCAUCGAGGCUGUGAGGACUCCUUUGGCUUCGACAGGAGGGAGCAGGAGGAGGAACACUUCCGCCCUCAAAAGGACCCACUGGAGGGCAGGCGGGACCGGAGCAAGGCCAGGUCCCCGUACUUGAUAGCUGAGGAGGAUGCCUUGUUUGUGGAUCUACCUGGUGGGCCCAGAGGCCAGCAAGCACAGCCACAGCGGGCCGAGAAGAAUGGGGUGCCACCUUAUGGCCCAGGAGAGCAGAAUGGGACCAGUGGGUACCAGCGGACUGCUCCUGCCAGGGUCAACCCAGAGAAACACAGCCAGAGGAGGCCGGGCCUGGGCCAGGCCGAGCACUGGGCGAAGACUCAGAAGGGGGAUGGCAGGAGCUUGCCCUUAGACCAGACACUUCCUCGCCAGGGAACCAGCCAGCCCCUGACCUUCCCAGAACACUACCAGACUCUUCCCAAGAAUACUAGACAUCUUUCUGGGAGCUCUUCACCCCCUCCUCGGAACCUGCCCAGCGACUACAAGUACGCACAGGACCGAGCCAGCCACCUGAAGAUGUCUAGUGAGGAGCGUCGGGCGCACAGGGAUGGUACCGUGUGGCAGCUGUAUGAGUGGCAGCAGAGGCAGCAGUUCCGUCACGGCAGUCCCACAGCGCCCAUAGGAGCCGGCUCCCCAGAGUUCACCGAGCAGAGCCGCAGCCGGAGCCUGCUGGAGGUGCCCCGCUCCAUCUCCGUGCCUCCUUCGCCUUCUGACAUACCUCCUCUGGGGCCUCCAAGGCCCUUCCCACCCCGGCGGCCACAUACACCAGCAGAAAGGGUCACAGUGAAGCCACCUGACCAGAGGAGGAGUGUGGACAUGUCGCUGGGGGGCUCUCCCAGGAAGGCGCGGGGUCAUGCCAUCAAGAACACCUCCCACGUGGACCGGCGUUCCAUGCCUUCUAUGGGCUAUAUGACCCACACCGUCAGCGCUCCCAGCCUACACGGCAAGUCGCUGGAAGAGCUCUCACUGCUGCUCAGCCGGUUGCAGCGGCACCAGUCCAAGUUGGCCAGCGUGCGAAAUUUCGCCGUGGGCCAGUUACUACACCACUACUUGACCUUUCCUGCCUGCCAGGCUGACGACACCUACCUCCAGCUGAAGAAGGACCUGGAGUACCUGGAUCUAAAGAUGACAGGCCGAGAUCUUCUUAAGGAUCGAAGUCUGAAGCCGAUGAAGAUCGCUGAGAGUGACAUUGACGUCAAGCUGAGCAUCUUCUGUGAACAAGACAGGAUCCUGCAGGACUUGGAAGACAAAAUCCGAGCUCUCAAGGAGAACAAAGACCAGCUGGAAUCUGUGCUGGAGGUCCUGCACAGGCAGACAGAGCAGUACCGCGGGCAGCCGCAGCACCUGGACGAGAUCACGUGCCAGCAGAAGCUCCUGCAGGAGGACCUCGUGCACAUCCGUGCGGAGCUCUGCAGAGAGUCCACGGAGAUGGAGAACGCCUGGAAUGAGUACUUGAAGUUGGAGAGGGACGUGGAGCAGCUAAAGCAGACCCUGCAGGAGCAACACCGACGAGCCUUUUUCUUUCAGGAGAAAUCACAGAUACAGAAGGAUCUGUGGAGGAUUGAAGAUGUCAUGGCAGGCCUGAGUGCGAAUAAAGAGAACUACAGAGUCCUGGUGGGAUCUGUCAAAAACCCAGAAAGGAAAACGGUGCCUUUGUUCCCUCACCCAUCCGUGCCUUCACUCUCUCCAACUGAAAGCACGCCGGCCCUGCAGCCCAGCCCUCCCACCAGCCCUGUGCGGACACCUCUGGAGGUCCGACUCUUCCCACAGCUGCAGACCUACCUGCCAUACCGACCUCACCCACCCCAGCUGAGGAAAGUGAUGUCUCCUCUUCAGUCACCAACCAAGGCAAAGCCUCAGGUGGAAGACGAGGCACCUCCCAGGCCACCACUUCCUGAACUCUACAGCCCAGAGGACCAGCCCCCAGCUGUGCCACCUCUCCCAAGAGAAGCCACCAUCAUUCGGCACACAUCUGUGCGAGGCCUCAAGCGACAGUCAGAUGAGAGGAAGAGGGACCGUGAGCAGGGCCAGUGUGUGAACGGGGACUCGAAGGUAGAGCUCCGGUCCUAUGUGAGUGAGCCAGAGCUGGCCAGCUUCAGUGGGGAUGUGCCUCAGCCUUCCCUGGGCCUCGUGGGCUCUGAGAGCAGAUACCAGACGCUGCCAGGCAGAGGGCUCUCGGGCUCCACAUCCAGGCUCCAGCAGUCGUCCACCAUUGCUCCCUAUGUCACACUCCGGAGGGGUCUGAAUGCCGAAAACAGCGCUGUGACCUUCUCUAGACCCAAGAGUGCCUUGGAGCGCCUGUACUCAGGGGACCACCAGCGGGGCAAGAUGGGCGCCGAGGAGCAGCUGGAGCGGAUGAAGCGCCACCAGAGAGCUUUGGUCCGGGAGCGCAAGAGGACACUGAGCCAAGGAGACAGGACGGGCCUGCUCCCAGCCCGAUACCUCAGCCAGCCACUGCCUGGAGAUCUUGGCUCAUGGAAGCGAGAACAAGAGUUUGACCUGCAGCUGCUGGAGCGGGCUGCACAGGGGGACAGAAAAGACAAAGAGGACGGCUGGCUGAAAGUGCAAGCCACACCUGUCAUGGAGUUGGACCUGGAGCCGCAGGACUAUGACUUGGACAUCAGCAGAGAGCUCUCUAAGCCAGAGAAAGUCUCCAUUCCUGAGCGGUACGUGGAACAAGACCCUGAGGAGCCGCCCAGCCUCGAGGAGCUGCAGGCACGGUAUCAGAAGGCCGAGAAGAUACGGAAUAUCCUCGCCCGGUCAAGCAUGUGCAACCUGCAGCCGACAGGCCAGGACCGCAACAGCCUGGCCGACCUGGACUCGCAGCUGCAGGAGCAGGAGCGGAUCAUCAACAUCUCCUAUGCCCUGGCCUCUGAGGCCUCUCAGCGCAGCAAGCAGGUAGCAGUGCAGCAGCUGGCCCUCCUCCCGCCUAAAGCCCCCCUGUCCUCCAGGACGGUGCCACCUUACCCCCCCUUAAGCAACGGACUGCACUACACCUUUGUCUAACUCCUUCCAACCCAGGCAGUAACGGACCCAUGAUCCAGUUCUCAGAAGAGCAGCCCGGAGCCGGGGGCCCAGCCAAACCAGCAUCUUCCUGGGACAUUGUCCCCCGGAGGGCAGAGCAGCCCACCACCACAGUGGGUGCAGCGUGGAGCGAGGGCUCCGUCAUAACACAUGCCUGUUUAUUUCAGUCCAGAUCCCCUUUUACAGAAGACAGAAGCACUUUUGAUACACGAUACGAAAUACACUGUAUUUUAGAAUCAGAAUAUAUUUUAUAACAUUCACCUUGAGGACUGAGUGGCUGGUAAGGUGAGCCUGCAGGGUUUUGUAGCCACACAAUAGGGAUUCAGGUACUGUGGGGGUGGGGGUGGGGGGAGAAGGGCAGGGCAAGUGGGGGCACCAUUCCUGCCAUCCAUGAACCCAGACAGCGGCUGGAUGUGUGGAUAUGCUUCUGGUGGAUUCCAGCAUGAAGCUUGCUACCAUGCUCUCCAGGAAAUGGGAGGCAGCUGGCUGCAGAGGUCAGCCAGAGGCCCUGAGCGGUGCCCAGCCCUGGGAGCUCCACCUGGACAGCCCAUCGAGCCCGUCUGUGCCUUGGCCCUUGGUUCUGACUGAGGAGCAACCAUGAGUGUUCAGAAGCCUUGGCUUUUUCAACUGU